Molecule: messenger RNA, 3957 nt
Organism: Onychostoma macrolepis
Lineage: Eukaryota; Metazoa; Chordata; Actinopteri; Cypriniformes; Cyprinidae
Gene: napab
Product: N-ethylmaleimide-sensitive factor attachment protein, alpha b
Exons: 11
Coding region: 95-982 (295 amino acids)
Biological process (GO): intracellular protein transport; SNARE complex disassembly; synaptic transmission, glutamatergic
Cellular component (GO): synaptobrevin 2-SNAP-25-syntaxin-1a complex; terminal bouton; vacuolar membrane
Molecular function (GO): soluble NSF attachment protein activity; syntaxin binding
Source: RefSeq, a predicted model, not a curated record
GCGGCAGACGGACAUGUUGGAAGUUUCCACAGAGAUGUGUUGAUGUGGCUGGAUUCCAGAGUCUGCUGCUAAAGUUGAAUUGUAAACAAUAUUCAUGGAUAACUCCGGGAAAGAAAAAGAGGCCAUCGCUCUCAUGGCUGAAGCCGAGAAGAAAGUGAAGUCCACGCAGUCGUUCUUUGGCUCUCUGUUUGGGGGCUCUUCAAAGAUGGAGGAUGCUUGUGACUUGUAUGGAAGGGCAGCAAACAUGUUCAAGAUGGCCAAGAACUGGAGUGCUGCAGGAAAUGCUUUCUCCCAGGCGGCGCUCCUACACCUGCAGAUGCAGAGUAAACAUGACGCAGCCACAAACUUCAUUGAUGCCGGCAAUGCCUUUAAAAAAUCAGACCCUCAAGAGGCCAUAAACUGCCUGAACAGGGCCAUUGAGAUCUAUACAGACAUGGGUCGAUUUACCAUUGCGGCAAAACACCACGUCACUAUUGCUGAAGUUUAUGAGACCGAACUGGUUGACAUUGACAAGGCCAUAGCUCACUAUGAACAGGCGGCAGACUAUUACAAAGGCGAGGAGUCCACAAGUUCAGCCAACAAGUGCCUGCUCAAAGUUGCCACCUAUGCAGCUCAACUGGAACAGUACCCUAAAGCCAUUGAAAUCUAUGAACAGGUUGCAACACAUGCAAUGGACAGCUCUCUGUUGAAGUACAGCGCAAAGGACUAUUUCUUUAAGGCAGCUCUCUGCCACUUCUGUGUGGACAUGCUAAAUGCGAAGCUUGCCGUCCAGAAGUAUGAGGAAAUGUUUCCAGCCUUUUCAGAUUCACGUGAAUGCAAAUUGGUGAAGAAACUUUUAGAUGCCUUUGAGGAACAGAAUAUGGAUGCAUAUACUGACGCUGUAAAAGAAUAUGACACCAUCUCACGACUGGAUCAGUGGCUCACCACCAUGCUGCUUCGUAUCAAGAAAUCCAUACAAGACGACGAAAGCGACCUUCGCUAAGAUCCUCUUCCUCCCCCCUGCCCCUUGCCGCUCACUCUGCCUCGUGCCUUUAACACCGUGACUUCAGUAUGAUGGUCGACUAUCGCCCUCUUUUACCACCAACUCAACUCUCAGUGCCUUAACGCCCUUGCUUUACCUCUCUCUCUCUCUCACUCUCUCUCUCUCUCUGACACGGCCAUACCGCCAGACCUCAGAGAACACUAAAGAUAGGAAGGCUGGUUGUUUAAAUGAGAUUUGAGGGAGUGUUGCAUGAGAGCUGAAACCAGCUACAGUAAUAUUACAGGGUGCUGUGCACACCAAGCUUCAGAAAUGCCUUGUGCUCUGGCUGACACAGAGCACCCAUAUUACUGAGCACAAAAACAUUUGUUCAAUUCUUUAGUAGUGGCAUAUGUAUUUUUAUUCUUAUCGGAAAUACCAUACUUUGUAUCUGCUUAUUUUUUGCUUGCUGAUUCCUGCGUAGACUAAUCUUGAAAAAUGCUAUUCCUGUUUUUUAUUUUGACAUAUGGAGAAGAAAAGAGUAAAAGAAGGACUGAUUCAGCCUAUACAGUGUGGUUUUAUUGAGUUCCCAAAAAGGGAGAAACAAGUAUUGGCUUGUUUCCGCCUUUCUUGUAAUUUGGUCAUUGGUAAAUAUAUGUAACGGUUAGUCUUGCUAUGAAUUCAUUGUUCUUUUAAAGCUAAGAAAACGAAAGUUUAAUUCCUGGUUAAAUAAAGGACUAAAACCAAACCCUAUAUGUGACCCUGGACCACAAAACCAGUCAUAAGGGUCAAUUUUUUUAAAAUUGAGACUUAUACAUAAGCUGAAAGCUUUCUAUUGAUGUAUGGUAUGUUAGAAUAGGACAAUAUUUGGCUGAGAGACAACUAUUUGAAAAUCUGGAAUCUGAGGGAUUAAAAGGGAUUAAAAAUUAAGUUUUGAUAUAUUUACAGUAGGAAAUUUACAAAAUAUCUUCAUGGAACAUGAUCUUUACUUAAUAUCCUAAUGAUUUUUGGCAUAAAAGAAAAAUAGAUCAUUUUGACCCAUACAAUGUUUUUUUGGCUAUUGCUACAAAUAUACCCCAGCGACUUUGUGGUCCAGGGUCACAUAUGGUUAGAGCCUUACGAAGCACUGUAAUUGAGUUAGUGCCAAAAUACAAAUAUCUUGGUUUUAUAUUUGAUUAUCUUUAUUUAUUUAUUUUUUUUAAAUCUUGUGUAAAUCAAUUACAGUCGAAACAGAAGUUAAAGCUGGGGUUUCAUUUUAGAAAUAAAGUCUAUUUUUCAUUGGAGGCAAAAAAGAGAGUAGUUUCUGCUACUUUUUUGCCAGUUCUUGAUUAUGGAGAUGGUUACAAAUUUGCACCUGCCAGCUUUUAAUGUUCUUUAGACAUGCUCUAUCAUGGUGCACUCAGGUUCAAAACAAAUUGUCAUUUUAGAGUUGUAUAAUAUAGCAUGUUAGUAUUCAUUAUCAACAUGCAGACUGAAGCAUUACCUGUUCAUUUAUAAAUCCAUUUUGGUUCUAUUGUCAUAUCUUUGUUCUCUUACUCAACAGCAAAUUUUAAUGCAUGCUCUUCACAUACACAGAACUUGUUUACCCUUUCAAUUCCAUUUGUAAGAAGAAACAAGGGAAAGCAGCUUUUUUGUUAUGACACAUCUAUUGAUUAAAAUACUUUACCAAUUGUUACCAAAAAUUCUGGUAAAGAAAGAUUCGAAUCGCCGAUGUUUUAAAUAUGUAUUUGUAUGGUGUUUGUUGAUUUGUAACAUUUUUAAAAAUUCUGUAGCUGCUCAUCUUGGCCAGGACAAUUCUGAAAAAGAGACAUUUAGUCUCAUAAAGUUUAUUUCCUGAAUAAAUAAAAUACAAAUAAAAUUAAGGGUCAUUCCCACUGUUUGGUGGCUUGUGAGCUAAACAGAUUUGUCAUGAAAAAAAGUUAAAAAAAAUUAAUUAAAACAUCAAUUAAUUGAUAAUUAAAAGAUUAACUUUAAGAAUUUUAAUAGAUGUAUAAAAUCUAUAUAUAUAUAUAUAUGUAUAUAUGUGUGUGUGUGUGUGUACUAACGAGUCACAUGACACCGGGGAGAGAAAAUGGCUAAUUGGACCUAAUUUGGACAUUUUCACUUAGGGGUGUACUCAUUUUUGUGGCCAGCGGUUUAGACAUUAAUGACUGUGUUGAGUUAUUUUGAGGGGACAGCAAAUCAGUUCAUCUUGGGAAUGACAGAUACAAGUGCUUUACAUGCCAGAGGGAUUCUGAGCCAUUCAUCUUGCAGAACAGUGGCCAGGUCACUCCCUCAAAGCGGCUCAAUGAUAUUCAGAUCUGGUGACUGUGCAGGUCAUGGGAGAUGAACUUCAGUUUCAUGUUCCUCAAAGUCAUACCGUGUGUAUUGGUGCAUUAUCAAGAGGAUACAUGGCACCAGUACAUUGAACCAUGUGGUCCUUCAGAAUGGUUGGGUAUUCCUCAGCAUUAGCACGAGUGACCAAAGGUUUGGCCAUAGCAGUUUGAUCAUAUUGACCUUGUGAAGCUCCCAAUGAACACUUUUGGUGGAAACAGGACAGUCAUGGUGCACAUUUCAUUCUGUAGUGUGUUAGGAAGCUGUGGUUUUAUGUUUGUUUUGAGUACAAUCGAGGUUAAUAACCUGUACAUCCCUUUCAGACAGCGUCCUCUUGUUGACAGCUACUCCUGUUAGAUGUGGUUCAUCCUUCAUGCUGGCAUUAGUCUGGAUACUGUAUCUCUCUUUACACCACAAAGACUUGCUGUUCAGAUGCGCCACAAGAUGUGCACCAAUGAUUUAAACUCUGAUAUGUGUCACAUGUUGACCUAGUUUCCUUAGUUCCCCUGAUUAGUUAAUUAGUUCCACACCUGUUUCUGCUUCCCCUUGAUUAUGUUUAAUAUGUAAAGCCUGUGUUCAUCAUUGUUUCUUUGUCUGCUAUUUAUUUGAUCUAUGUGUUUGCUUUGCUCCUGGAUGAUUUCUGUUUCUUAUUUGGAUUUUCAUUAAAAGACUCUGUUUUGACAUUA